Molecule: messenger RNA, 2408 nt
Organism: Rana temporaria (common frog)
Lineage: Eukaryota; Metazoa; Chordata; Amphibia; Anura; Ranidae
Product: poly(U)-specific endoribonuclease-B-like
Exons: 7
Coding region: 99-983 (294 amino acids)
Molecular function (GO): RNA endonuclease activity
Source: RefSeq, a predicted model, not a curated record
CGGCUCCAGGAUGCGAGCUGUAAUUGGCUGGAUGAGUUGGCAUCGUACUCGAGUGUUUGGCAGCUGUGUGAUUAUUCCGGUGCGAUCAGCGGAGCAGAAUGGCCACAGGUGCAGCCAGGGGUAGUUUAAAUCAUGAGCUUUCCAAAUUUUUCAACGAACUCUGGGAUGCCGAUGUGAAUCGCAUGAAUCCUGGUAAAGAUUAUCGCAUCUCAUUGCAGGGGAAAGCUGGAUAUGUACCAGCGGGGAGCAAAAAUGCCAGAGACAGCGCCCACUACCCGCUCUUCCAGCAUGUGGAUGAAGAAAAGCUGAAAAGCAGGAAAACAUUUGCCACAUUCAUCUCUCUUUUGGACAAUUAUGAGAUGUCCACCGGAGUGGCUGAAGUGGUCACGGCAGAGGAAGUGGCAGAAAUAAACCGUUUCUUGGAUGCCAUUUUGGAAACGAAGGUGAUGAAGCUUUCUCAUGAAUAUUUGGUUAAGAAGAAUUUGGCAAAACCAAGCCAAAAAGAGUUCAGAUCUCAGCUGUUCAUGAUCUGGUUUCAGCUGUACAGCCGGGAGCCAGGAAAAGGAAACGACUCUUGCGGAUUUGAACACGUGUUUGUGGGCGAGUCGAAGCGAGGUCAGGAAAUCAUGGGCCUUCACAACUGGGUUCAGUUCUAUCUGCAGGAGAAGAGAAACAACAUAGACUACAAGGGCUUUGUGGCCCGACAGCACAAAAACCGGCCUGAUGAAGACGACCAAGUGUUGAACCUGCAGUUCAGCUGGAAGGACAUGGUAAAACCGGUGGGCAGCAGCUUCAUUGGAGUCAGUCCUGAAUUUGAGUUCGCUGUCUACACCAUCGUGUUCCUGAUGUCUCAGGAGAAGGUCACUAAAGCGAUUGUUCGGGUGGAGGAGUACGAGUUGCAGAUUGUUGUCAACCGCCAUGGCCGAUACAUUGGAACAGCCUACCCGGCCCUGCUGAGCAGUAACAAUCCAGAUUUGUACUGAAAACCUGUGUCCUGCCAUUUAGUGGCCACUCUCAGGAAACGCAAAAUAAUGUAGCAAAGCAUAUCUCAAGACUGUUACGUGAUAUUACUGUCACCUGAACUAAAUGACGGGAGCCAUGAUUGUGUUCAGACAUUAUUCUAUGAGAAUUUACUAGGAAUAAUAUUGAGGUGUUUCAGGUCAGACACCUUGGUGGGGGCAUGUGGUUUCUGGGCAUUAUUCAGGUGACAGUACUAUUCAACAUGUACCCUCCUAUACAAGGAGAAAACUGAGGCCAGUUACUAUAUUUUAUCAGGGUGUUAGGGGCCAAAUAUAGGCCUGUUUACAGAAUGUCAUUAAACAUUACAUUUUUUCACACUGGCACUGAUUCAUCAAGCUGCAGUCGUGUCUAACCCCUUCCUGCCCACUCUUCAUAUAUAAACCUCUCCCAGCAUUAUGCUCCAUGCUAGGGAUAUGUUCAAUAACCUCCCUUUGAGAGCCACAUGCUGACAGUGCAGCUGGUGGCUCUAAAUGGCAUUUAUCACUGCCAACUGGGGUCCCCAGUGACCAAUGGGGACCAAUCAGUGUGAUUCCUGAUCUCUUAACCACUGUCAGCUCUGACAGUGUAAGAAUAUGCUGGCAGGAGGUUUUAUUGUGGGGAAAAAAAAGAAAGCCUUCAGAUGAAUACUGUCCCUUUCAGUGACCUCUUUUUACUAUUGUAAUUGUCAGAUUACAGUAUUAAAAAAAAAAAAGGAAAUAUUUAAAACAUAGGGCAUGGCAAAGAGGUCUUUCAAGCAACAUUGUCUAGCAUUUUAGAAUGCCUUAAAGGAUAAGUCCACCCUAACACUAAAAUUUCUACAUUCACGAUCUAACACUAACCUAUCUAACCUUGUAAAGAAUAAAUCCAUAUAUAUACAUUUUUUUAAGCCGAUCCCACGCUGAGCUGUCAGCCGUGGCUUCGCUGCUGAGGCAGUUGCCGAGGACACAACCGACAAGGGAAGCCCCAUAGUCUAUGGGUGAAGUCAUUCCUUCGUGACAUUUCACAGUCGUUGUCGGCAUGUAUGGUAUGUAUACUGAUUUCUUCUUUACAGGGCUAGAUAAGUUAUAUGAGAGAGUGGAUGCAUAGAUUUUAGUGUUAGGGAGGACUUAUCCUUUAAGAACAAUUUAACACCCUUAUAAAUAGCACGACGAGUCACUGCCAGUGUGUAUCUUUUUAAAUACAUAUACAUUAUUUUUUUCUUGUUGUUUUUUUUAUUUAAAGACUUUCUUUACAGACCAAAUAUUUUUACCUCGUGCCUUGUAAACAUUUCAGAAAGUUUGAAGCAGUGAAUGCUUUCUAAUGAAGAAAUUCCCAUGAAUCUAUGUAAUGUGAAGCGUUGGAUUUUAUUGCAAAGUGUUCAUUUGUAAAAGAUCAUAUACAUUUCAAAACAUUAAAACAUUUCAAAAGUU